Dentiscutata erythropus is the source of this 540-nucleotide messenger RNA. NCBI's taxonomy places the organism in Eukaryota, Fungi, Glomeromycota, Glomeromycetes, Diversisporales, Gigasporaceae. The record is from the annotation of a GenBank genome assembly.
AUGGCCACUUUUAAAUUCUGUUCUCAAUGUAACUUGUUAUAUCCAAAAGAAGAUAAAGAAACUCAACGACUUUUAUAUGCAUGCCGUAAUUGCAUUUAUCAGGAAGAAACUAAGAAUUAUUGUGUUUAUAGGAAUGAAAUUUCAAAUAUUAUUAGUGAUAAAACAACGAUAAUUAAAGAUUUGGCUGCCGAUCCAUCUUUGGCAAAGAAGACAUGCUCUCAAUGUGGAUUUACCGUAGCGGUGUACUUUCAAGCACAAGCUCGUCGUGGUGAUUCAAGAAUGACAUUAUAUUAUGCUUGUGGAAAUAGUAAUUGUGGAUAUCGUUGGACAGAUUUUGAAAGUAGUAAUGCAGACUUUGAUGAUGCCCUUCAAGACGAAGAAUAUGAGGACCAAGAUUACCAGAGUAAAGAAGAUUACGAUUUAUCCAAUCAAUUUGAUGAUCCAAGUUUUGAAGAUCCGUCAUAUCCAACUGAUAAUGUAGAAUCUGAAGCUAUAGACACUAGUGCUCCUCAGUAUCAACAUAAUCCGGAAGAUUGGUGA